AAGUUUUGGAUUUUUGGACAAGACCUCAGACGAGCGUUGACUUUGCGGCGACCGGCGAAAGCGAAAAGUCCAGGCUCCAUGGUAUCCGGCCCCGAAGAACUAAAUGCCCACCACAUAUAUAGACAUAGACUGAUAGAGACAUGAUGAAAUAUAUGAAAGCAAUACACAUGUGUCAAGAUGACAAUCAUCAGCUAACUAGCUAGUUAAGGGAAUUAUUAACUAGAUUACAAGGUUGCGGUUAAGCUUAAAAACGAGAAGUGUUGGUUAGAAUCCCGCCGGAAAUAGGUGCGAGCUAGUAGUUCUACGACUACACCACUGCAGUGCACCGUUGUCGUCCUGCUGCUCUCCCCUACGCUACGACGAAAGCUAGGCUAUGGAGGAGGAGCAAGCAGCAGCCAUCCAGGUGGUGGUUCCCCGAGUCAAGCUCGGCGCCCAGGGAUUAGAGGUGUCCAAGCUGGGUUUCGGGUGCUUCGGCCUCACCGGCGCUUACGGAUCGGCGGCGCUCGACGACGAGGCGGCGGCCGCAGUCAUCGCGCACGCCUUCCGUCGCGGGGUCACCUUCUUCGACACCUCCGACAUCUACGGGCCUCUCACCAACGAGAUCCUGCUCGGGAAGCAGCUCAAGCAGCUGCCGCGGGAGCAGGUGCAGGUGGCCACCAAGUUCGGGCUUGCGCGGGACGACGCCAGCGGCGCCUGGACCGUCUGCGGCCGGCCCGAGUACGUGCGCGCCUGCUGCGAGGCCAGCCUCCGCCGCCUUGGCGUCCACUGCAUCGACCUCUACUACCUGCACCGCGUCGACACCACCGUCCCCAUCGAGGACACGAUUGGCGAGCUCAAGAAACUGGUGGAGGAGGGGAAGGUCAAGUACAUCGGAUUGUCAGAGGCGAGCCCGGACACCAUUAGGCGUGCGCAUGCUGUGCACCCGAUCACCGCGGUGCAGAUGGAGUGGUCGCUCUGGUCUCGCGACAUCGAGCCCGAGAUUGUGCCGCUCUGCAGAGAAUUGGACAUUGGAAUUGUUCCUUACAGCCCGAUUGGCAAAGGGUUUUUCGGCGGACGAGGAGUCACGGAACAAGUGUCCGCUGCAUCUAAUCUGGCACCCAAGGUUUUCAGCAGAAAAUUUGGAGAAGAACAAACAAAUUUAUCUGAAAAUGGAAGAGCUGGCCAACAAACACCGGUGCAGCCCUGCUCAGCUAGCUCUAGCUUGGGUUCUGCAUCAAGGGGACGAUGUGAUUCCUAUACCAGGAACAACCAAGAUCAAGAAUCUUGAUGCCAACAUUGACUCCUUGAAGGUGAAGUUAACGGACGAUGAUCUGAAAGAAAUCAGCAGCGAGAUACGCGAAGAAGAUGUUGCUGGUGCGAGACAGAACACUUCUUUUGGGCCUACUAAUUGGAACUAUGCAGAUACACCAAGGAAAUAGAGUUGCUAAAAUAAUAAAAUGUUGUAGCAACAGAUGAGCUAUUCUCCCUGCAAUUCUGUUAUAUUAUGGGGACAGUAUCUUGAGAACACUCUGUUCCAGAUAAUGUACGACAAUGCAUGAUGCCUCGUCUCAUCAGGAAAUAUUAGUAAUAGCUAGUUGAUUUUAGAUUCUAUUUUGGACAUCUGUCGCGAUACUGAAGGUGGCGGCAAGCCACAAUAGAGUUGGACGCGGGGCUGCUGGGUCUUUUGUGCGUGCCGGAGUGUUGAUUCUUUCAGGGGUAAAAGCUGACAGGUGAUGAGGAUGUGGCUCGUGCUGUGAACGGGUCACGGGGUGAAAACGCUGAAACAAACAGCUCCAUUGUUCUAGCAACAGCAAUGACUUGUGCAGUGCGACAGUUAUGAUAAAUCAUUUAGAUAACAUA
This is a messenger RNA of Sorghum bicolor (sorghum), 1839 nucleotides long. Its product is annotated as perakine reductase. NCBI's taxonomy places the organism in Eukaryota, Viridiplantae, Streptophyta, Magnoliopsida, Poales, Poaceae. Gene Ontology annotation, cellular component: cytoplasm. The transcript is spliced from 6 exons. The record is from RefSeq and is a predicted model, not a curated record. Bases 374 to 1267 code for a protein of 297 amino acids.